Henningerozyma blattae CBS 6284 is the source of this 3135-nucleotide messenger RNA. RefSeq lists its product as uncharacterized. NCBI's taxonomy places the organism in Eukaryota, Fungi, Ascomycota, Saccharomycetes, Saccharomycetales, Saccharomycetaceae. The transcript has a single exon. The record is from RefSeq and is a predicted model, not a curated record. The coding region runs from base 1 to 3135 and encodes 1044 amino acids. Gene Ontology annotation, molecular function: ATP binding; ATP hydrolysis activity; translation elongation factor activity.
AUGACUGACUCAGACCAAUCUAUCAAGGUUCUAAAUGAACUGUUAGAAAAAUUAACAAUCGCUACUCCAGAAACUAGAUCUGAAAUUGCUGUUGAAAUUUCCACUUUCUUAAACGGUAACAUCAUUGAACACGAUGCUCCAGAAAAGUUCUUUUUAGAUUUACAAAAGGCUUUGAAAGAUAAGAAGACCGCUGCUAACGCUUUAUCUGCUGUUGCUCACAUUGCUAACGAAUCUAACUUAUCUCCAUCUGUUGAACCAUUCAUUGUUAGAAUUCUUCCACAAGUUUGUGAAAAAGCUGGUGACAAAGACAAGGAUGUUCAAAAAUUAGCUUCCGACACUUUAAUUGCCAUCGUUAAGGCUGUUAACCCAGUCGCUGUUAAGGCUGUCUUACCUCACUUAACUACUGCCUUAGAAAACACUUCCAAGUGGAACGAAAAGGUCGCUAUCUUGGCUGCUAUCUCCCAAUUAGUUGACGCUGCUAAGGAACAAGUCGCUUUAAGAAUGCCUGAAUUGAUCCCAGUCUUAUCUGAAGCUAUGUGGGAUACUAAGAAGGAAGUCAAGCAAGCUGCUACUGCCACUAUCACCAAGUCUACUGAAACCGUCGACAACAAGGAUAUUGAAAGAUUUAUUCCAAAGUUGAUUGAAUGUAUCGCUGACCCAAGUGAAGUUCCAGAAACCGUCCAUUUGUUAGGUGCUACUACUUUCGUUGCUGAAGUUACUCCAGCUACUUUGUCCAUUAUGGUCCCAUUAUUGUCUAGAGGUUUGGCUGAAAGAGAAACUUCCAUCAAACGUAAAGCUGCUGUUAUUAUUGACAACAUGUGUAAGUUGGUCGAAGAUCCACAAGUUGUUGCUCCAUUCAUGGGUAAAUUAUUGCCAGGUUUGAAAAACAACUUCGCUACCAUUGCUGAUCCAGAAGCUAGAGAAGUUACCUUAAGAGGUUUGAAGACUUUGAAGAGAGUUGGUAACGUUACUGACGAUGACAAAUUACCAGAAGUUUCUCACGCUGGUGACAUUGCCACUACUUUGGGUGUCUUGAACGGUUUAUUGAAAUCUGAAACUGUUGCUCCAAGAUUCACAGUUGUCGUUGAAUAUAUUGCUGCUGUUGCCGGUGACUUGAUCGAUGAAAGAGUUAUUGAUCAACAAGCUUGGUUCACUCACAUCUUACCAUACAUGACUGUUUUCUUACAUGAAAGAACUGCCAAGGACAUCUUGGAUGACUUCAGAAAGCAAGCUGUUGACAACAUUCCAGUUGGUCCAAACUUCGAUGACGAAGAAGAUGAAGGUGAAGAUUUAUGUAACUGUGAAUUCUCCUUGGCUUAUGGUGCUAAGAUCUUAUUGAACAAGACUCAAUUGAGAUUGAAGAGAGGUAGAAGAUACGGUUUAUGUGGUCCAAAUGGUGCUGGUAAAUCUACUUUGAUGAGAGCUGUUGCUAACGGUCAAGUUGAUGGUUUCCCAACCCAAGAAGAAUGUAGAACCGUCUACGUCGAACACGAUAUCGAUGGUACUCACUCUGAAACUUCUGUCUUGGACUUCGUCUUCCAAGGUAAUGUCGGUACUAAAGAAGUUAUCACUGCUAAAUUGUUGGAAUUCUCCUUCUCUGAAGAAAUGAUCAACAUGCCAAUUGCUUCCUUAUCUGGUGGUUGGAAGAUGAAAUUAGCUUUAGCUAGAGCUGUCUUGAAGAACGCUGAUAUCUUAUUAUUAGAUGAACCAACUAACCAUUUGGAUACCGUCAAUGUCGCUUGGUUAGUCAACUACUUAAACACUUGUGGUAUUACUUCCAUCAUUGUUUCCCAUGACUCUGGUUUCUUAGACAACGUUUGUCAAUACAUUAUCCAUUACGAAGGUUUGAAAUUAAGAAAAUACAAGGGUAACUUGUCUGAAUUCGUCAAGAAAUGUCCAACUGCUAAAUCUUACUACGAAUUAGGUGCCUCUGACUUAGAAUUUAGAUUCCCAGAACCAGGUUACUUAGAAGGUGUUAAGACCAAACAAAAGGCUAUCGUCAAGGUUUCUGACAUGACUUUCCAAUACCCAGGUACCGACAAACCACAAAUCUCCAACAUUAACUUCCAAUGUUCCUUAUCUUCCAGAAUUGCUGUCAUUGGUCCAAAUGGUGCUGGUAAAUCUACUUUGAUUAAUGUCUUAACUGGUGAAUUAUUACCAACCACUGGUGAAAUUUACACUCACGAAAACUGUAGAAUUGCCUACAUUAAACAACACGCUUUCGCCCAUAUCGAAUCCCACUUAGACAAGACUCCAUCUGAAUAUAUCCAAUGGAGAUUCCAAACAGGUGAAGAUCGUGAAACUAUGGACAGAGCUAACCGUCAAAUUAACGAAGAUGAUGCCCAAGCUAUGAACAAGAUCUUCAAGAUUGAAGGUACUCCACGUAGAAUCCAAGGUAUCCAUGCUCGUCGUAAGUUCAAGAACUCCUAUGAAUAUGAAUGUUCUUUCUUAUUAGGUGAAAACAUCGGUAUGAAAUCUGAACGUUGGGUUCCAAUGAUGUCCGUUGACAACGCUUGGUUACCAAGAGGUGAAUUGAUUGAAUCUCACGCUAAAUUAGUUGCUGAAGUCGAUAUGAAGGAAGCUUUGGCUUCUGGUCAAUUCAGACCUUUAACUAGAAAGGAAAUUGAAGAACACUGUGCUAUGUUAGGUUUAGAUGCUGAGUUAGUUUCCCACUCCAGAAUCAGAGGUUUAUCUGGUGGUCAAAAGGUUAAAUUAGUUUUGGCUGCUGGUACUUGGUUGAGACCACAUUUAAUCGUUUUAGAUGAACCAACCAACUAUUUGGAUAGAGAUUCCUUAGGUGCUUUGUCUAAGGCUUUGAAGGCUUUCGAAGGUGGUGUUAUUAUCAUUACUCACUCUGCUGAAUUCACCAAAGAUUUAACUGAAGAAGUCUGGGCUGUUAACAACGGUCAAAUGACUCCAUCCGGUCACAACUGGGUCACUGGUCAAGGUUCUGGUCCACGUAUUGAAAAGAAGGACGAUGAAGGUGACAAAUUCGAUGCUAUGGGUAACAAGGUUGCUGGUGGUAAGAAGAAGAAGAAGUUGUCUUCUGCUGAAUUAAGAAAGAAGAAGAAGGAAAGAAUGAAGAAGAAGAAGGAAUUAGGUGAUGCCUACGUUUCUUCUGAUGAAGAAUUUUAA